Drosophila busckii is the source of this 3167-nucleotide messenger RNA. It is a transcript of the gene Ccdc39, whose product is annotated as coiled-coil domain-containing protein 39. The record is from RefSeq and is a predicted model, not a curated record. The transcript is spliced from 4 exons. The coding region runs from base 56 to 2923 and encodes 955 amino acids. Gene Ontology annotation, cellular component: axoneme. Lineage: Eukaryota; Metazoa; Arthropoda; Insecta; Diptera; Drosophilidae. Gene Ontology annotation, biological process: cilium movement; inner dynein arm assembly; cilium-dependent cell motility.
UUAUUUAACAAACUGAAUAGACUGUUGCUGAAAUUAAGAAAAUAGUUUCUACAAAAUGGUCGGCAACACGAAUAAAACGGACGAUAUGAAGAGCCAGUCACUGGACGAGUUCAAGCUGGAGGCUAUGCGCAGCAUGGGCUGGACAGUGGAUGCCGAUAUACCCAUGGCCAAUGCAGAGAAUCUUGCAAUACUGCAGGAUAUGGUGGGUAUGCGUGCAGAUAAAUUUGAGCUCCAGCAAAAGAUCAUAGCACUGGACGAGCGCAACAAGACCAUUGAACGGCACAAGCGUAACAUCGAGGGCACGCUGCAGCAGAAUAUUACCUUUUUCAACUCGGUGAAGAACGAUGUGCUGAAGGAGGCACAUCGCACGCAGCUUGUUAUACUGGAACGUAAUAAGCUGAAAGAGGACUUGCGCAAGAAUCAAAAAGAGCUGGCUGAGUAUACGGAAUAUGCAGAGCAUACUCAGCUAAAGCUAAACAAGAAUAAAAAAGAAAUCGAUGAGCUGACCAAGCGCAUCAAGACGGCCAAGUCCAGUUUAGUGGAAUGGGCAGAUGCUAUGGAAGACGGGAAUAAGGGCUAUCAACUUAUAGAUGCCUACUACCAGGAUGAUCAGCAAAAAGCGCGCGAGCUAAACACGCGCCGUCAGUUACUCCAAGCGGACAUUGACAAGCGACGCAAGCUAAUUGUUCAGCUAUACGAUGAGCAAAAUACGCUGGAAAAGAAUUUAGAGCGCACGGCCUGUCUGUAUCGCGCGGCGCACUUGGAGCGCCGUCAAAUGGUGGAGACCUGGAAGCAAGCGGUUCAACAGAUGACGCAGCGGGAGCAGGAUAUACAACAUAGCGAAGAGGAGUUAGUGCAGCUGCAAGAGCAUGCGGACGUUAUGGCGGCCAACUAUCGCAUUUGCAACGAAAACCUCAACGAUGUGAUAGAUAACAAUCACAUGGUGGAGCAGGCCAUAGAAGCGCUCAAUGCUGAAACUUCGGAAAUGAAAAAUGAAAUACAACGUCUCAUCGAUGCAUCGUUGCUCAAGGAGCGUGAGAUAUUGGCGCUGCGCCAGGAGCUGGAAAACUUGUCCAACAUGGUGCAUUGUAGGCGUCUGGAAAAUCGCAAGCUGCUGGGCGAGCGCGAUGCCAAGGUAACGGAAAUAGAAAACUUUGAGGCGGUGUUGCAGCAGGUUGAAGCACGCCUCAAGUCAAUGGAAAACAAGGCCAUGGACGCCAAUCAGCGUUUGCAAAUACUGGACGAGAUGAUGGAGGGUGAACAGCAGGCGCUGCUGCAGCUUAACAAGGAGCAGCAACGUUGCAAUGAACUUCUCUAUCGCACCCAGCGACAGCUCAACGAAUUGCAUGAUGAGGAAACCACGUUCAUGGUACAGAACAGCGCGCUACAGUCCACCCUGUUAGCAGUCACACGCAAUCAAAAACUGGUGGAGAACGAGCUCAAGCGCCAAACCGAGAUACACUACAAUCUGUCCUUUAAGUAUCUGCAGGGUGAGCGACGUCUAGCCGAGUUGCGUGGUAAGAUGUUUGAUCCGGAAACGGAAGAACGCAAUCAGGUGAUACUCGCCGAACUGGAGCAACAGUAUACCAAGGUUCAGCGACGCAUGGCCUCCACGGAGGCGCAAAACAAGAAGCUCAACUACAGCAUGAAUGCCAUGGUCCAAGUUUAUAAUCAGGAUGCUAAAGAGCUGGAGGUUGUCAAGUUCAAGAUCAAGGAAGCGCAAGUUUACUGCGAAGGCACCAUCAAACGUGUGCGUCUUACGCGGUACAACAAUUCCGAGCUCAUUGUUGAGCUGAGUCUCAUCAAGAUGCGCUGCUGCGAUCUACAGAAUGUUAUCGAUAGCUGCGACAAGGGCAACUAUGAUCUAAAUCAGCAUCGUCUAGCGUUUCAGCGUGUCAUCAAGGAUCGCUUCGUUGAGCUCAGGAGUCAACAGGAAAUAUUGUUGCUAAAGCGGAAGCAUCUCAAUGAAGAGAUUAGCACACUGCGCGCUGAUCUUGGCGAGCGCAAGAAACAUAUUGCCGCCAUGCGUGCACGUUAUGAGCUCACAGCUGCGCUGCUGGGCGUCAAUGACGAUGGCACCAUCAUUACUGCCACACAGCUGAAAGUGGAGAAUGCCCAGGAGCGUCAGCUGUUGGCUGAUGAGGGUGACGCGCUCAAUAAGAAGGUGCUCAAGGCCGAGAACGAGGUUAUUGCGCUGGAGAAUACGCUGCGUCAAUUCGAUAAGUCAAAUGAUAAAUAUCGUAAAAAUCUAAAAUCUUACGACGACAGCUCUAGAGAUGAACAACGCGCCGAGGAGGAGCUAAAAAAGGUGCAGGAAAGCUACUGCACUGCCUUGCGUAAGUUGAAGGUGCUGCGUUGCAAGGCUCAUCAUUAUGAAACUAAGCAAGAGGAGCAGCGGUUGCAGCAGGAGGAGUUGGUUAAACAGCUUGAGUUGGAUAAACAAAAGGUGGCCGAGGACACGGAGACACUCGCAAAGCUGCAAAAGGAGCUGGAUGAACAGAAAUCAAAAUUAGAUCGCGCCAAUCGAGAGAUAAAUUACCUCAUUAAGGAAAUCAAGCAAAUGCCUAUUAGCGAGGACUAUUUGGCUCAAUUCGAACGUGAGCUAAACCUGCAGGAUCUAGAGACGCGCAACCGAAAGUCCUUAAAUAUACUAGCUGAAAUGGCUACAGCCGAUGAAGAUGGCGCCGAGAUUAUACACUUUAUGCUCCGGAAGGGUCUAAAGCUGCCGCAACAUUUGAAGCCAGCUCGCAGCUGCUUGUCCUUUAAAAGCAUGUCAUCUUCUUCUCAAGACUGCGGCUCUAUUGCCUCAGUGCGAGGCUAUAGCACACGCUCUUCCAUGUCGGAUAUAAGUUUGGGCAAGGAGGACACCAUCUCGGCACGCAUAAGCGUUGUCUCGCUCGAUUUUCCCAACAAAAAGAAAUGAGCUCUGAUAGUUUUAUCUUUUUUGCAACAAUCGACUUGCACUUGCUGUUUUAACAAUAAUCAACAGAUAUACACGUGCCUUUGCCAACGAGAUGUUUACAAAUAAGAGAAACACGUAAAACCAAUACUUGAAAUCAGAACAUUAAAAAUAGAAAACUAAACAGAAUGCUGACUAAAGAGAGCCGUAGCAAAAGGCAGAGAGAGAGAGAGAGAGAAAGACAGUUUGAACUAAUAUAUAUAUAUUA